CAUUCGGUGAAGCAGGGUGCACAAUCUGAGUGAGGAAGAACAUCAUAACAAAUUACACGCGUAUUACGAUUUACAAUUUUCAAACUACUAUAUGCAGGUAAAGUUAGAUAAACCAGUAUCCUAUUGUUGUUAAUGACUCAUGCCAAACGACGAGUGUACAGCUAUGUGGAAGGAUUUCUUUUUACAUCAUAAGAAAGGUUGACGAGAAUCGAUAGCCUAUUUUUGUGCGCUUGCAGGUUUCCAUUUUUCCAUUUUAAAAUCCAUAGGCUGCAAAGCACCAUGCAAGAACAGGAAGAAGACACGCAUAGGCUGCAAAGCACCAUGCAAAAACAGGAAGAAGACACGCUGCAGAGCUUUCCUUCUUGUAUUGUGGGCUUGAAGUCGCAACACACUACGAGACACCGGAGAGAUGUCAACACGAAUAAGGGUGACAUUACCCAGCAUAUUGAUACGCUGGAUCACAAGCAAGCCUGCAUGGACCUGGAGAACGCUACUCAAGUCAUCAUACAAGUAUUACAGACCACUCAGAUGAGACACAAGCAAGCCUGCAUCAACCUGGAGAAGGCUACUCAAGUCAUCACACAAGCAUUACAGCAUGAAGUAGGAAGGAACCAGGAGCUCUGCGUGGUGAUUCGUCGUCUGGAAGAGAAGGAAGCGGAGACUGGGCGGAGCCUGACAGAGCAGGUGGAGUCAAACAAGGAGCUGAAGCUGAAGAUCGAUGAACUGCAGAAACACCUGGAGGAGAAGAACAACUCACUGACACAGGCCAACCAGGCUGUGGCUUUACUGAAGGACAAACUAAGGGAGCUGCUACGAAGUAAACGGAGCAAUCACAGGACAAUGCAGGAAGUGAUUGAGUGGCUUCAGGGAGGAGAGAGCCAGAUCAAGGCUGAGAAUAGCUCUGCUCUCCAGUCAGAACAGAUGACAUCAGCAGAGGAAUUGUCAUCUGGUGCCCAGAGUCCGACUGGAUCCCCAGGUGCUGAAGGUCCGACUGGAUCCCCCGGUGCUGAAGGUCCGACUGGAUCCCCAGGUGCUGAAGGUUGGAAGGCGUCUCCCACUCAGAGUUUACCGGAGACACCAGUGCCUGGGACUAAUGAGGAAGAUGCAGAUAAAACAGGAAAACGAUCCCCCACCUCCUCCGUCUCACACAGACAGACUGAGGAUGAUUCUAGAACACGGACUGAGGACCAUUCCAGAAAGUUCCCCUGCCCCAUUUGUGGGAAACGCUUCAGGUCGCGGUCUCAGAUCAAGUGGACAAAAUUGAUCCCAAAAUUGAACAUGACGUCUCUUCAGUUGCAGACAUCAACACAGAACUGAAUCAGGUACUGCCCUUUGAGUAAAAUAAAUGAUAUUUAUGAUGCACAAUAUGCUAAUGAAGCUGAACACAGAUUACACAUCCUAAUUAACAUUAACCCUUAGAACCCGAUUGACGCAAAGUGCGUCAAAAAACACACCCUUAGAACCCUUAGAACCCGACACCCUUUCCUCUCUGUUCCAUUGCUCCGGAACUCUCCAUCGCAGCGAGAUGGAACCUUUAUUGCUUGACAGAGCAGAAGUUUCCAACGACAAUUGCAUCAUAUUUACAGUCUACUUCUCUGCGUUCCCCUGGGCACCCAUUACUCUCGUUCGAAUUACUUGUGAACCCAUGAUCACAUAGAUAUGCUAAUAUCGGAUGAAAGAGGAGACACAGGGCUAUCCAUUGGUACCAUGGAUAUCGAUACUUUUGGGUUAUAAA
This is a messenger RNA of Alosa alosa (allis shad), 1735 nucleotides long. Its product is annotated as collectin-12-like. Lineage: Eukaryota; Metazoa; Chordata; Actinopteri; Clupeiformes; Clupeidae. The coding region runs from base 280 to 1317 and encodes 345 amino acids. The record is from RefSeq and is a predicted model, not a curated record. The transcript is spliced from 9 exons. Gene Ontology annotation, biological process: mitotic spindle assembly checkpoint signaling.